Molecule: messenger RNA, 1550 nt
Organism: Colletotrichum godetiae
Lineage: Eukaryota; Fungi; Ascomycota; Sordariomycetes; Glomerellales; Glomerellaceae
Product: PUA-like domain-containing protein
Exons: 3
Coding region: 165-1364 (399 amino acids)
Source: RefSeq, a predicted model, not a curated record
AACAACACCAAGCACCGCAAAACCAAGCCUAAACACUAGCCCCGGAGACAUUAGCGAAACGACUCGGAGAUCCUGCAACGUGUAGAUGCCAAUUCCCACUCCUACAACGGACCACACAGCGACUUCUCUCAUUUGAAAGACUGGUUCUCUCAAUCUCAACCAUCAUGUCGCCCACCCAAAUCAUGACUAGGCCUUGCCGUUCGCCAUUCCAGAUGGACGGAACAACAGAGACAUAUUUUAUGAGAUACCCCGGAGCAGGUGAUAUCCAAUCUCCUCCCGCCGCAGAGCCGCUGCCCACAAAGGAACAACUCCUCGAGCUCUGCGACUCAGUACGGACCUCCCUCCGCCACUCAAAGAGCCUCGGUCCCCACGCGGACAGGAUCCAGAGCCUCCUGGACAGGGCCCUCAAGGACGAGCUGAACCACACCCAGUCCCUCGACUUUGAGACACUCCAAUAUGCCCGCCUAGACAAGCUCCUCGGCGACGUCCUCGAUCCGGCCCACCGGCCACUCCCGCUGCCGCUCCGCUUCCGCGCCGACAUGGCCCUGUGCGAGAGCCUGCAAAAGAUGUGGCGGGCCCGCUUCCGCGACCAGUAUUUCUCCCUCGACCAGGUCCGCCAGCGCAGCCUGUCUAUCGGCGGCGAGAUGCGCGACAUCCACUUCACCGCGUCCGGCAUGGACCCCCUUGAGUCCUGGGCCGUCAGCAACCUCUGCCGCGACCCCAUCUCGGAACUGGAGGGCAACCAGCAGUUCGAGCCCGGACACUGGUGGCUAAACCUCGCCUGCGCACAUCGUGACGGCGUCAUCGGCACCGCCGUCGAAAAGCCCACAAAGGGAAAAUACGGCGUCACCGCUCUGCCCCUGCUCACCGGACGCGAGGAGCACAUCCGCGGCAACCUCUACCGCUACGUCCGCGAGGGCCGGCUCUCCGACAUGCACGUCUCCCUCCUCACACAAGUCGGCACCCAGAUCCGCAUCCUCCGGGGCUACCGCCUCAAGAGCACGCUCGCGCCCCAAGCCGGUGUCCGCUACGACGGCCUGUACACGAUCCGCCAGUACGGCAACAAGCUCGACCCCGCCACGGACAAAUACCGCCUCGAGCUCCUCCUCGAGCGCGUCGACGGGCAAAAGAGCCUCGACGAGGUGCAGCAGGUGCCUCUCCCCUCCCAGCUGGACGACUGGUACGCCUUUAAGAAGGUCGAGGCCGAGAUGGUGCGCCAGCGCAAGGGCGACGACGGCCUGCUCGACUUCAAGAUGCGCAAGGAGGAGGAGCGCAUCGAUCGCGAGCACUGGCAGCGCGCGAGAGAGUUCAAGGCCUCGUUGGGACAGGAGGGCUGCGGGCUGGGGUUGAUCAUGUCUGUUUAAUCGUGUGAUCAACAUAGGGAAGGCAUGACAGCAGAAGGAGGAAAAAGAGGAAAAGGAGAGAAGAAGAAAAUUGGCGGUCCGAAAGGGACACACUUUCCAGGAUGAUUCGCGCAGAUACCCUGUACUACCUAGUCUACCUGUACCACUACCUUAUGAAUAAUGAUAAUGCAUGACGAGAAGAAACAC